This is a messenger RNA of Aspergillus novofumigatus IBT 16806, 1182 nucleotides long. Its product is annotated as sterol desaturase family protein. Lineage: Eukaryota; Fungi; Ascomycota; Eurotiomycetes; Eurotiales; Aspergillaceae. The transcript has a single exon. Bases 282 to 1019 code for a protein of 245 amino acids. The record is from RefSeq and is a predicted model, not a curated record. Gene Ontology annotation, molecular function: iron ion binding; C-4 methylsterol oxidase activity. Gene Ontology annotation, biological process: ergosterol biosynthetic process.
UUCGGCUAUCGCAGGAUCGGAGCCACCCCAGACGUGCGGGGAUCAGUGUGGAUCCUUGUCCAUCUGAUGUUGAAGCUUGCCGAGGCAACACCUCGACAGCUCCAGAUUCUCAUAUGAUGUUACAUUCACAGAUAUGCUAUAAACCAUGCACCAUGAAAAGAGCUUGCUGAGGUAUCCCUCUAAUUAUCAGCCUACAUUCUCACUACGUCCCUCCCACUCACCACAAGCUUCCCGGAGUCGCUUCUAUUUACCAACGAACUAUUACCCUCAAAAGCUUCCAGAUGGAAAGCACGUGGAAAGACAUUGUCGCCUCGUAUCCUCCGCAGGCAAUCGAAUUUGUGGGCACAGUCCUGGUUCAAGUCAUCUCCUUUUGGCUUCCAUCUCUCUGCUACCUUUCCUUAGACGCCUUGUUCCCGUCCUUCUCUCAAAGACACAAAUUGCAACCAGCACCCAGACAGCCUACCCGACAUGAUAUCUGGCAAUGCUUCGUGGUAGUGGUGCAGAACUCGAUGCUGUCCAUGGGCCUGCAUCUCUUCCAAAUUUUUGUUCUCAAACGGGGGACUUCAGCAUUUCGAAUUCAAGCGUCGUUGCCACCCCUGGCCGAAUUCCUUCGUGACUUCAUCCUGAGUAUUCUUCUGAGAGAGGCGCUCUUCUAUUACAGUCACCGUUUUCUUCACAGUCCAUUCUUCUACGCCAGAAUCCAUAAGCGGCAUCAUAAAUUCACAGCACCCAUCGCACUGGCAGCGCAGUAUGCCCACCCCAUCGAACACAUUGUGGCCAAUACGCUUCCAAUUACUUUGCCACCGCAAAUUCUGGGGAGUCAUAUCCUUACCUUCUGGGCCUUCCUGGCUUACGAGCUCGUCAACACCGCGACAGUACAUAGUGGGUACGAUUUCUUCAAAAACAAGGCGAAAAUGCACGACUUGCAUCAUGAAAAGUUCAACUUGAACUACGGGUCCAUCGGCCUUUUAGAUUGGCUGCAUGGGACUAAUAAGCUUGAAAAGAAACGGAAGGAAUAGUGAUAAUCGAGCCAUGUAUAUAUUUGUUGAGGUUGCGACAAAAGGUCAAAAUGUUUGUCUAUCUCAGCAGUUUGUGCUUCGGCAAGUCGCCAAAUCAUCAUUCAUGCGACACCAGUCGUCAAAACUCUUGCAUAACUUAAUAUUAAUCAUGAAGGCUUGAUAU